AUCAGUCAAAGAGCAAAUGGCCAUAAUAGUCAGGUAUGUGAAUAAAAAGGGGCAAGUAGUUGAAAGAUUUUUGGGUAUCAAGCAUGUCAAGCUAACUACAUCAGAAGCAUUAAAGAGAGCAAUAGUGGAGGUUCUUAGUGCCCAUGGUUUAACUAUUGCAAAAAUACGAGGCCAAGGGUAUGAUGGAGCUUCUAAUAUGAGAGUUGGUAGUUGUUUCGGUUUCAAAGUGUUGUUCAUCUAUAGAGGAUUUCUUUGACUAUGUGGAUAUGAUUGUGAGCAGCACUAGUGCAUCUUGUAAGAGGAAGGAUUUAUUGAUUGAUAGUCAUCAUACAAUUGUUUUGAAUAAGUUGGACAGUGGA
Molecule: messenger RNA, 359 nt
Organism: Panicum hallii
Lineage: Eukaryota; Viridiplantae; Streptophyta; Magnoliopsida; Poales; Poaceae
Product: zinc finger MYM-type protein 1-like
Exons: 3
Coding region: 17-256 (79 amino acids)
Source: RefSeq, a predicted model, not a curated record